GAUGAUUUGUUUUAGGAUUUAGAUGUAUGAUCUAGGUGUAGUUAGGAUUUAGGUAAGAUUUAAGUGUAUGACGUAAGGAUUUAGGUUCAUUUAGGAUUUAGGUAGAAUUGAAUAUUAAGGUGCAUAUAUGUUUUUAGGAUUUAGGUUGAUUUAGGAUUUAUGUGAUUGAUAUGUCUUUGUUGUCCAUUUAUGCAGAUAGACAAUGUCAGGUAGAGAUAAAGAUAUUGUAUGGGAACAUGGUGAAAAUUUUUAUCCCGGAUGGCGGUGCAAGUAUUGUAAUACGCAGAAAGCAGGAGGUGGUGCGACUAGAUUGAAACAACAUUUGGCUCACCGCGGGGCGGAGGUGGUCCAUUGCAGGAAUGUGCCGCCAGAUGUGCGGGAGUAUUUUCAGCGUGACAUUGAGAAGGCUAGGAAGGCAACUGCUGAACGGGCUCGAGAGAGGUUGAGACGGGAGAAGGCUGCAGCGGAGGGAAACUAUCCCGGUGAAGAAGAAGAUGAGGAGACUCAGCUGCAGCGUGCCUUGGACCAAUCGAGAGCGGAAGCAGUGUACCGACGGGGGGUGGAACAGAGAGGAGGUGUAUACGAGCAUGGAGGGGAUAGUGGUUCGACGAGGGGGAAUCCUUUGCAGAGGAUGUUGCGUAGGGCAACUUCGCAGAGGGAGAGUCCUGCGGUGAAGGAUUAUAACGUGGCAUCCGGUGGGAGAAGAGGAAUGACCCAACAAAGAAUUGAUACAGGCUCCUGGACGCAGAAGGGUAGAAAUGCAAAGGAAGCUAUUGGUAAAGCUUGGUCAAAGUUUUUCCAUUUUGCGGGAGUACCUGGAAGACAGGCUGACAAUCCUUACUUUGUCAGCGCGGUCAGGGAGACACAGAAGUGGGGUGAAGGUAUCGCAUCACCAACUGGACGGGAUAUUGAUGGCAAGUACCUUGAUCAGAACGAGCAAGACUUGAAGACGAGGUACGUAAAGUUUCGGAAAGACUGGCCCUUAUUUGGCGUCACGUUGAUGUGUGAUUCAUGGACUGGGCCGACGAGGAUGAGUGUCAUCAACUUUUUGAUAUACUGCAAUGGAGUCAUGUGGUUCCACAAGUCUAUUGAUGCGAGUGGAAGAACUCAAGAUAGCACAUAUUUGCUUAGAGUAGGCCCUAAACAUGUCCCAUUCACUUUGAGUAUAUUUUGA
Panicum virgatum (switchgrass) is the source of this 1174-nucleotide messenger RNA. RefSeq lists its product as uncharacterized. The record is from RefSeq and is a predicted model, not a curated record. Gene Ontology annotation, molecular function: DNA binding. Lineage: Eukaryota; Viridiplantae; Streptophyta; Magnoliopsida; Poales; Poaceae. Bases 203 to 1174 code for a protein of 323 amino acids. The transcript has 2 exons.